Messenger RNA from Diabrotica virgifera virgifera (western corn rootworm), 601 nucleotides. RefSeq names its product low molecular weight phosphotyrosine protein phosphatase 1. The record is from RefSeq and is a predicted model, not a curated record. The transcript is spliced from 4 exons. Gene Ontology annotation, molecular function: non-membrane spanning protein tyrosine phosphatase activity; acid phosphatase activity. Gene Ontology annotation, biological process: protein dephosphorylation. Gene Ontology annotation, cellular component: cytoplasm. The coding region runs from base 95 to 556 and encodes 153 amino acids. Lineage: Eukaryota; Metazoa; Arthropoda; Insecta; Coleoptera; Chrysomelidae.
CUUGUACUUGUCACUGUCGGUGUAUUUACUCCAUCAACUUUAUGCAGACCUUAUUAAUUUUAAACAUUUUUAUACAAAGUUAUAUCAAAUCCAAAUGGUUCAAAAAGUUCUAUUCAUAUGUUUAGGUAACAUUUGUAGGUCUCCCAUUGCAGAGGCUGUAUUUCAACAUCUAGUUAAUGAAAAAGGUGUUGCUAAAGAUUGGAUUGUUGAUAGUGCGGCUAUAGGUUCUUGGCAUAUUGGAAAACAACCUGAUUCAAGAGCUAGACAGACUUUAAAGAACCAUGGAGUGCAGUACAAUGGCAGGGCAAGACAGAUCCAGAAAAAUGACUUCAAUGAGUUUGACUACAUCUUCGGUAUGGAUGAAGACAAUAUGUCAGAUCUAGAAUCACGAGCUCCAAAGGGAAGUAAGGCCAAACGUUUGCUUCUUGGAGAGUUCGACCCACAAGGCGAAAGAAUUAUCAGGGAUCCAUAUUAUGAUGAUGGUUCUGAAGGAUUUGAGAAAUGUUAUCAGCAGUGCCUAAGAGCUUGUGGAGCAUUUUUGGAACAAAACUCCUAAAUUUACAAAUUCAGUGUUGUGAAAUAAAUACCAGUUGAAAUAGGA